Rubroshorea leprosula is the source of this 1898-nucleotide messenger RNA. The record is from the annotation of a GenBank genome assembly. Lineage: Eukaryota; Viridiplantae; Streptophyta; Magnoliopsida; Malvales; Dipterocarpaceae.
AAACCGACCCGGUCCAAGUCGUGCCCAACUAACCGUGUUUUCUUUUCUUCUUCUGUUUCUACUCGUCUUCCCUUGACCCUUUUGCCUCAGCUGUCACACAACCAUUUAUCUCUGGAGAAUGAGAAUGCCACGCCCUCCAUCUCCAUUGUAGAGAAGCUCCCCAUUCCUUUCCCUUUUCCAAGUCAAAAUCCAAACAAUUAUCAGCAUAUACUUUCUCUCUCUCAAGAACGUUUCUUUUCCGUCGGAGUCCCAAAAAUUUGGUUUAGUUUUGGUUGGUGGGCAUAGUAAUCUUCAGCAGCUUGGAGUUUUCUGUGUUUCUUGAGGUUUUCUGCUGUUGGGUUUCUCUUUUAGGUUGGCUUUUGGCAGUUACGUUACUUAUUUUGGGGAGAAGAAGAAAGAAACUGACUUUAUUCAGAUGAGUGCAAACAUGGCAUCAUCAAGCGCCGGAGGUCCUGGAUCGGGUGAUGCAGCGCCUCCAAGGAGAAAUUCCAAGCGACCCAAGUAUUCAAGGUUUACCCAACAGGAGCUCCCGGCCUGCAAGCCAAUUCUCACUCCUCGAUGGGUGAUUUCAGCCUUUUUGCUUGUCGGCAUUGUCUUCAUUCCGAUUGGAGUUAUUUCCCUGUUUGCUUCUCAAGAUGUUGUUGAAAUUGUUGAUCGCUAUGAUUCUGUUUGCAUACCAAAAAACUUUACAAAUGACAAGGUCAAGUACAUACAAAGUCCUGGAAGCAAGCCACCAUGCCACAGAAUAUUGAAUGUAACAAAGCACAUGAAGCAGCCUAUCUAUGUCUAUUACCAGCUGGACAACUUUUACCAGAAUCAUCGAAGGUAUGUGAAGAGUAGAAAUGAUAAGCAGUUGAGAGAUCCAUCUAGUGAAAAUGAUAUUAGCGGUUGUAAGCCUGAAGAUUCCAAUAGUAGGGGUGUAAUUGUGCCUUGUGGUCUCAUAGCCUGGAGUCUGUUCAAUGACACCUAUAAUUUCUCCCACAACAACCAGCAGUUGAAAGUGAACAGGAGGGGUAUCUCAUGGAAGAGUGAUAGAGACCACAAGUUUGGCAAAGAUGUUUUUCCUAAAAACUUUCAGAGUGGAGGCCUGAUUGGUGGUGGAAAGCUCGCUUAUAAUGUGUCAUUAAGCGAGCAGGAAGAUCUUAUUGUUUGGAUGCGUACUGCAGCUCUUCCAACUUUCAGAAAGUUGUAUGGGAAGAUAGAGGUGGAUCUUCAGAAGGGUGAUGUCAUAAAUGUCACUCUGGGUAACUACUACAACACAUACAGUUUCAAUGGCAAAAAGAAGCUUGUCCUUUCAACUACUAGCUGGCUUGGUGGAAAGAAUGACUUCCUUGGCAUUGCAUAUCUCACUGUUGGUGGGUUGUGCUUCUUUUUGGCUCUGUCUUUCACCCUUAUCUAUCUCAUCAAGCCAAGGCAACUUGGAGAUCCUACCUUCUUGUCAUGGAACAGAGGCCCGGGAGGGCACUAAACUAAGCAAGCUCAUGGAAUUGGAACCAUAUAUCAUGGCAGUAAUUUUAGGUGUUAAUAUUUAAAGUGGGAAGCUUGAAGGACACAACAAAUUGCAAGUGACUAUUGUGGUGUUGAAUUGCGCUAAAAGCUAGACAUCAGUAAACUAGUAAUUUCAGUAUUGUCUAAGAGCAAGUUCAGUUUCUUUUUGUCACCUAACAAACAGAAAUUCUAGAUGUAUGUACUUUUUUCAUUUCUAUGAAUUAUUAUGAUUUUAUAUCACCCUUAGCAGGAUAUUGGAGAGGUAGGCACCUUCUGGGUAGGAUGGAUCAAUAGGAUGAUCACAGGCUGCUCCUGCUUGUCUCAGGACUGUGAUUUUCCUCCCUGUCAUUGAUGCAGCACCCUGAUUGACAGAGAACUAUGUUAAUCACUAAAAAAAAUGUUGACAUCAA